ACAUUCUUCCUUGGCUGUCCAUUCCUUUUUCUAUCGUUUUUUGCUUUCCAAAACAUCUCCUUCUCCCUCUACCUUUCCUUCCCCUGUUUUCUUGAUGAACUUUCUUUCAUGGACGGGAUGGGGUCAAAAAUAAAUGGGAUGUUUUCAGGGCGGAACAAGAAAUGUGUCGGUGGUGAAACCAGAGGCAGUAUGAGCCCUGAGGCGUGGGAGAUUAGGCCUGGAGGAAUGCUGGUUCAGAAGCGGGAGUUGGGUUCGGAUCAAAACUCUGUUUCAGUUCCCAUUAUUAAGGUCAGAGUGAAACAUGGGUCUAAUUAUCACGAAAUCCGUAUCAGUUCUCAAGCAAGCUUUGGGGAGUUGAAGAAAAUCCUGGCGGAACGUACUGGAUUGCAUCAUGAGGACCAGAAACUGAUAUACAAGAAAAAGGAGAGAGAUUCCAAGGCGUAUUUAGAUACUGUAAGAGUGAAAGAUGGAUCGAAAAUGGUGGUAGUUGAGGACCUGGCAAGUAAAGAGAGACGGUGCCUUGAGAUGCUGAAAAAUGCAAAAGUAGAAAAGGCAUCCAAAUCCCUGUCGCAAAUUAGCCUGGAAGUUGACAAAUUUUCGGAACAGGUAGCGGCCAUGGAAGCAACAGUUUCUAGAGGAAGCAAAGUUGCAGAAGCCGAUGUAGAUAAAUUAAUUGGACUCCUGAUGACAGAAUUGGUUAAACUGGAUGAACUGGUUGUCAAUGGAGAAUUGAAAUUGCAGAAGCAAAUGCUGGAGAGAAGAGUGCAGAAGUAUAUUGAAACUCUUGAUGUGUUGAAGUUGAAAAACACAAUGCCUAAGAGCAAUAAUGCGGGCAACAAAACCCCACUGAAGCAACAAGACAUAUCAAAUGGGCAAAUGCCUAAACAGGUACAGGAGAAGCAGAGGCAAAUUCCAGUGCUGCUGCAGCGGCAACCUAGACAGCAAUCUGAGUCAGUUAUCGUCACCACGAAAUGGGAAACUUUUGAUUGAUUAGUGGAGGUGCUGAAAUGGGAAUUCUUUGAGUAAGUUCGUGAUUUGCAUAAUGGUUCUGAGAUUAGCUCCACAGGAGACUAUGAUUAAAAUUCAGAAUGUCAAAUCUUCAUGUGUCGGUACACGUUUCCUUUUAAUGCCUUUGUGAGAAAUUUGGUUGUUGCAAAUGUACAUAGCAAACGAUGCAAAGGAAAAGAGAAAAAAAAGGAGUAGAGGGUUCGAUGAUAUCAAUGUGUAGUGUCAAUUAUUGACUUCUCCUUUGCUAUGGACCACAAAACAAUUUGAUCAGGCUUUUAAAGUCGUAGAUUGUAUUGUAUGUUUAUGUAAUUAAUAAAGAAAAUGAAUGAUC
Messenger RNA from Rubroshorea leprosula, 1339 nucleotides. The record is from the annotation of a GenBank genome assembly. NCBI's taxonomy places the organism in Eukaryota, Viridiplantae, Streptophyta, Magnoliopsida, Malvales, Dipterocarpaceae.